AUGAUCUGUAGAGCUCUAAAUCUCGAACCUAACGAAAAUCCAGUUGAAUUUUAUCAAGUUCAAAUUCUUCGAGCAACACAAUUCACAUCAACUGCAAGUCAAAUGAAAUUUGUCACGAAAGUUAACGAAGAUCUUGAAACUUUCCUCAUCUACGUUAAUGAGAGUAAAAAUGUCUGUAUAACUGGAAAAUAUCGACUUGUUGAUAAACCGACAGUAAACUUGCUAUCUGUUGAUUUUAAGAAUAUCAAAGAAAAAGAGAUUAUACUUCAAAAGAAGGAUAUUUACAAGGAACUUAGAAUUCGUGGUUAUGACUAUUCAGGAUCAUUCCAAGGUGUAGAAGAAGCUUCUUCUAAUGGAAGGUGGGGUAUGGUCAAAGACACUGGACAUUGGAUUAGCUUUUCUGAUGCUUGUUUACAGGUCUCGUUAUUGGCUUCGAAGUCCCGUAAGCUGAUUGUUCCUGUUUACAUUGAUUAUGUUUACAUGUUUCCACCAGAAACAUUAAGUGCCUUUAGCGAUGAAACUGUCAGAUCAGUUUCUGAUUCUACUAUAAAACUUAGUGUUUAUUUCAAUCAAGAAACGAGAACGGGAUUCACGAGCGGUUUUAUUCUUAAAGGAUUAGAAGGCGAAGAAAUCAGAAGAAAGAUCAACACAGUGAACCACCAAAUACGAAACCAUAAUCUAAUCCCAUUCAAUUCGUAUCAUAAGCUUAGCAAUGAAAAAGCAAUGAGACAACAAGAGUAUAGUUUUCAAUGCUCGAAAUUAAUUGAAAAUAUCGAGAGAUUGAAAUCAAGAAAGCUUGAUCAAAUAGAUUUUAAUGAUCUUAAGCCAGAGAUCAAUGAAAACAAUAGUUCUGACAAAGUUUUAAGACAAAUUUUAGAGUUGGAGAUACAACAAUGCAAAAGUCUAAUCGAUAGUGUAGAUUUCGACUCGAAUUUAGAUGCUGUUCUCAACCAAUAUCAAGAUGCUCUGUACCGAGAUUUUUUCUUUUAUGAACCAGAAAAAUUUUUACUUGAACAAAUUCUGAGUAUUGCAAGAUACAAUUUAAUCAAGAAAAAAAUCUACAUUGCAUUUUGUAAUUUCAGUCAAAAGCUAUUUGAAAACGAUGUUGAAAAUAUUUUCAAUGAUUAUGGAUUCACAACGAUGAAUCAUUUUAUAAAGAGUGAUUCUGAUUCUAAUGUGAUCAAUAUUCAGAAUGGAAACACCGAAAAUGGCUCAGAAUCAAAGUUAUACGAUUUUAUCUUUAUUCGUGACAAGUCAACUCUUCUCAUGUACAAAGAUACCGAACCUGAAGUAAAAUGCAAUCAAUACGAUCCAUUGUUGAAGAAUCUAUUUGAUUCACUAAAAGAAGGUGGAUUUUGUCAAAUUAUGACGAGAACUAAAUUAAGACCAGUCGAACAAGAAUGGCAACAAUUGAUUGGAAAUAAUCAACAGAUCAACUUUGAUUUAUCAACACUUAAAAGUAACGCAACCGAUGCUGGAUUCACUUGGAUUUGUCACAAGGAGAUGGUCGAUGAAGGAUAUUGUUCAGUUCUACUGAGACGUCCAUUCGCACCUAAUCCAGAUCAACAGGUAACAUUUAUCAGAGUGAAACUUGAUAAUAAUUAUGAUUGGAUUGAUAAGAUAAAAGAAUUGUCGAAAGAUAAGAAUCAUAAAAUCUGGUUAACUGGAGGUGGUUAUGAUAACGGGAUAGUUGGACUCAUCAUGUGUCUGGUUAAAGAUCCACAUGGUUAUAAUUUGAGAUGUUAUUAUGAUCCGAAAAAAGAUGAUAAUGAAGAGAUAAUUGUUCCUGAUGAAGUAAUGGAAAGAGAUUUGAUAGUAAAUGAAGUUGAUGAAAGUGGAGAGAUUGGAUUGUAUAAAAGUGAACUUGCCAAUCUUGAUGAUUUACAAAUAGAAACAAUGUCAUGUUAUGCUGAUAUUAAAACCAAAGGUGAUCUUUCAAGUUUGCGAUGGUUUCAAUCACAUCAUAGUAAUUGGACUCAUAUUCCUAAGGAGAAGCUCAUCGAAGAUCAUGAAAAGAUAACAAUCUAUUUUGGGUCUUUGAAUUUCAAAGAUGUUCUAAUUGUCACAGGAAGAAUUAAUUUACAAUUUAAUAUGGACAACGACGGGUUACAAGCUGGUCCACUAAUUGGAACUGAGUUUUCUGGAAUAGAUUCAUUAGGUAAUCGAAUCAUGGGGAUGUGUGCAGCUGGAGGAAUCGGAACAUCUCUUUGCGUUGAAACUUAUUUAACAAAGAUUCCAGUUCCAGAAAAUUGGACAUUAGCCGAAGCUGCAACAGUUCCUGUUGUCUAUCUAACAGCUUAUUAUGGUUUAAUUUCUCGAGGAAAUUUACAAUCUGGUGAAAGUGUUUUAAUUCAUGCAGGUUCAGGAGGAGUUGGUCAAGCAGCUAUUUCGAUCUGUCUAUCAAAAGGUUGUCAAGUAUUUACUACAGUUGGAACACAAGAGAAACGGGAUUUCAUUAAGAAACGUUUCCCUUCAAUCGAUGAUGAUCAUAUUGGUGAUUCUCGAUCAACAUCAUUUGAAGAUAUGAUUAUGAAGAUGACCGAUGGUCGAGGAGUUGAUUUGGUUUUAAAUUCACUUUCUGAUGAUAAAUUAAAAGCUUCGAUCAGAUGCUUAUCAGAUUUCGGUCGCUUCAUCGAAAUUGGUAAAUAUGAUAUGAUCCAAAACACGAAAAUGGAUUCACAAUUCAUAGAUUUCAACAAAACGUUUCAUGCUUGUUGCUUGGCAUUUCUGCAAGAUGAUGUGUUCAUCAAGAUGAUUCCUGGUCGGAUACAAGUUUGGAAUGGUCUUAUUGAGAUGUUAAAAGAAGGAAUCAAAUCAGGCGAAGUUGUACCUCUAUCGACAACGAUAUUCCAAAUGAAUCAGCUGGAAGAGUCGUUUAGGUUUAUGGCAACAGGGAAACAUAUUGGUAAAGUUUUGAUUCAAAUGAGAAAUGAAAAUGAAGAUCCAAACAAAGCUGAACUUUAUCGUUCAAUUGGUCAAACAUUUUUCGAUCUUGAAAAAAGCUACAUAAUAACUGGUGGACUUGGAGGAUUAGGACUCGAACUUGCCUAUUGGAUGGUAUCAAGAGGAGCGACUAAUCUAGUUCUAACCUCACGUUCUGGAAUCAAGACAAAAUACCAAGAGUAUAUUUUAGAAAGAAUGAGAAACAAUAGUUACUCUCGAGUGAAUAUUAUUAUCUCUAAUGAAGAUUGUUCAACUUCAGAAUCAGCUGAGAGAUUAAUUAAUCAAGCACAAGAAUUGGGCCAAAUCGGUGGAGUAUUUCAUCUUUCUAUAGUUCUAAGAGAUGGACUUUUCGAAAAUCAAACAGCUGAAACAUUUGAUGAAGCUGUCAAACCAAAAGCUAUCGCUUGUCGUUAUUUGGACCAAUUAACUCGCUCUCUGCCCUACAAUAUUGAUUAUUUCGUAUGCUUUUCUUCAAUAGCUGUUGAGCUCAAGUAUUGCACAGACCAAUUAUUGUUUCGGUAA
Messenger RNA from Panonychus citri (citrus red mite), 3465 nucleotides. Its product is annotated as fatty acid synthase-like. The record is from RefSeq and is a predicted model, not a curated record. NCBI's taxonomy places the organism in Eukaryota, Metazoa, Arthropoda, Arachnida, Trombidiformes, Tetranychidae. Bases 1 to 3465 code for a protein of 1154 amino acids. The transcript is spliced from 2 exons. Gene Ontology annotation, biological process: fatty acid biosynthetic process. Gene Ontology annotation, molecular function: oxidoreductase activity; fatty acid synthase activity.